This is a messenger RNA of Apis cerana (Asiatic honeybee), 3244 nucleotides long. RefSeq names its product CRK like proto-oncogene, adaptor protein (gene ckn). Lineage: Eukaryota; Metazoa; Arthropoda; Insecta; Hymenoptera; Apidae. Gene Ontology annotation, molecular function: protein phosphatase binding; signaling adaptor activity. Gene Ontology annotation, cellular component: axon; focal adhesion. Gene Ontology annotation, biological process: axonogenesis; cell surface receptor protein tyrosine phosphatase signaling pathway. The record is from RefSeq and is a predicted model, not a curated record.
UAUCCGGUUAUCUCCACCGUUUACUUCGCAGUAUUUUAUGAACGCGUAUAUAUUUUAAAAAUUCGCACAAAUUAAUGAUGAAUUUAUUAAAUUCGUAAAUUUUUUAUCGAUUAAAAGUGAAUAACCUAAUUUAUUCGAAAAAAAAAUGACAUAUAAUAUUUACAUUCAAUGUAAAUCAUAGAAUAAAUAAGUUUAAUUUAGUGAUCGAAUUUUAUUUAAUUUGAAAGAAGAAUAUUAAUUUUUUAAUAUUUUAUUAAUGCAAAAUAUAUUACAAUGUUUUUAAAGAUUACAAAAGUUAUUAAAAAUUAUAUUAUUAUUUGAAACAAUCAUAAUGAUAUAUUUAUAUUUUCAAGUUUGUAUAAUUAUUAUAAUAUCUUUUGCAUUUCUUUUGAAAUUUAAGAAGUUAAUAAAUAUGAAAAUUCUUAAAUUAUUUUUAUAUUUGUAUACCGUCAUAUAAUUAUUUAUGUUACAUAAAAAUUAUAAUAGUAAUAAAAAAUUUUUGGUUAAUAAACAUAAUAAUAUUAGGGCAAGAAAGAUAGAUAAUAAAAAUUGCACUGAAUAUAAAAAGUCAAUGAACUAUUGAUUUAUAACAAGAUCAAUUCUAUUAUAAAUGGCGAUCACUGCUGUCACGAGCUGCUUGGGUCCUCCGCCCUUACCACCUGGCAAACGAUUUCUUCAAAAAUCUUCGAAAAAAUUAUCUUCGACUUAUAGAAGCUUUCGUGAUCCAGCAGUCGAAUCCUGGAUUCCAAGUGGUGUUUUCGAAAUGUCGAAGACGAAACUUUAUCCGCGGGAACAUAAUCCGAUGAUUUGCACAAUAAGCAAUGGGACUUUAUUUAGAAGUUGUUCUGAAGGUAAUCUAAAUACUCACAAAACGAGUACAGUAUUAUCUGCUACUCCCCUUGAUAAGUGCAUCCAGGCGAUUUAUGGCAGUUGGAAGAAUCUCAUGCAUCUUGGCGGCAUGAAUCGGCCGUCCAAAGCUGUGACCCAAGCGAAGAAAGUAGCACCACCAGCUGUACCCGAUGUAUUUCGACAUUCUGGCUCUUCCUUUGGUUCUGCUGGAUACGCAAGCAGUGAAGAUAGUUGUUUCCUGCCCGGAAGUGGACCAUGCGGAACAACUGACGAAGGUUCUUACGGUGUGCCAUCUGGGAAAAGUCCGGGACCUAUUUUUACCCAUCCUGGGUUUGCCUUUCCACCAGUUGUUGGCAAAUAUGCCCAUGCCGAGGAUCAAGGAAUCGAUAUGACUCAAAGUCCUGGAAGAGAUAGUCCAGGUAGUUCAGGAUCAGGUUCAGGUUCUAGGCAUUCUACUGCUUCAUUAGAUUCUGGAAGAGCUUCUGGAUAUCAUUUAGGUCCUAGAGGACCUGGUGCUCUUGCUUCAUCUCCCAGAUGUUCUAUAAGUUCACUUGGUAGUCAUCCCGAUAGACCAGCGGAUCUUGACGUUGUACAUGCUUGGUUGACUGAACUCCAAUUCGAGGAAUACUUUCCUUUGUUUGCUUCCGCUGGUUAUGAUUUAGCUACUAUUACACGUAUGACGCCAGAAGAUUUGACAGCAAUAGGAAUUAAGAAACCUAAUCAUCGAAAACGCUUGAAAGCGGAAAUAGAUAAUUUAAAUAUAGGAGAUGGUUUACCAGAGCAUAUUCCUGGUUCAUUAGAAGAAUGGCUUAGACUUCUACGACUCGAAGAAUAUCUUGGAGCUCUUCAUCAACAGGGUAUGCGUUCAGUUGAAGAUGUAACAACUCUCACUUGGGAAGAUCUCGAAGAUAUUGGUAUUGUGCGUCUCGGCCAUCAAAAAAAAUUAUUAUUGGCAAUUAAAAGAGUUAAAGAUAUUCGCGCUGGUAAACGUAUACAGCCUCUUGAUCUUGCACGAUUACCACCACAUCCUGGACAAACACAGGAUGUAGUUAUUCAACGAGGAGGUCCUGACUUGCCAUCUCCUGAUGAGGAUUGUUCCUCACCUGUUUUGAGAUCUUUCCAGAGAGGAGGAAGUGAUACGACAUCUGGAGCUACAUGGAGAAAAAGUUUAGAGGAUGCACCUCUUGGAUAUCCUCCAUCACCAGCACCUUCUGCACAUCCACAACCAAUUGAAUGGCGUCCACGUAGUUUUGAAGAUGGCGAUCUAACUCCUACAAAUGAUACUUCUGUAGUGGAUGCAGGUGGAGGAACUCUUCCACGACCAAGACAUUGUCUUGUUCGUCCACGACCAGUAGCAAAGGUCACUGCAACUCCAGGACAAUUUAAGUCAUUACCAAGAGAUUUCGAUAACAAAUAUCAAUUGACUUAUGGACUUGAAAGUAGUCCACAUCUUCCAAAACGUUGUCCUCCAUCUCCUCCAAGACGUCAAAGUUCCAGAGAUAAUGCUUCUGGUGUAGGUGUUGGAGGAUCAGGAAUUGGCGAUGUUGUGAUAGAUUGCAGCGGACCAGUUCCAACUGCUUCUUGCGAGGAACAUCAUAUACAUCAUCAUCAACAUCAUCAUUUAAUUCAUCAUCCUUCUCCUCCACCACCCGCACCCGCACCAGUGCCAUCAACUCCGCCACAGAUAAAUCGACCACCUUCUUCUAUGUCUCGUUCUUGGGGUAGCGUCAGCGUCAAUGUUAAUGAAGAACAUGAAUUAAUAGCUUCUCUUGCAUUGCAGCAUCGUAAUGGUUCUGAUGCCAGUUUUAAGUCGAGUUCCAGUACAGAAUCAGAUUCAUUACCAUUUGCAAAUGAGAAUGCUGGAACGAUAAAACAAAGAGCAGCACGCGCACAAGAAUAUACAAGUGGUAAUACUGGCAAUAAUUUGCAAAGUCAUGGAAUAAGCCAUCAUACUGGCAGUGAACCAGCUGAUGUUUUGAAUGACAUUGGGAAUAUGCUUGCAAAUCUUACUGAUGAACUUGAUGCUAUGCUUGAAGAAGAAAAGCGUCAAGGCUUAAAUUCAUAAUUACUAUCUUCAUUUGUAUCCUUUCUUUCUUUUUUUCUCUAUUUUUUUGUUUUGAUUAAUUAGUGCUAUCAUAAAGAACGCAAUUUCUAAUAACAAAAAUCGAUAUGAAAAUAUAGAUUUUUCACGCUAUGACAUAUAAUAUUGUAGAUCAUGAGCGCAUACAAUUCGCAAGAUUAAAUAAAUAAAUGUCACAUAUGAACUCAGAUUAGUUUGAAAUUUUGCAUUUUAAGAUGAUAAAAUAUUUGACAUUGAAUGAAUGUUAAACUACAUUUUAUUGUAUUAGUUUACAAUAUAAGUUAUAUUACACAAAUAAUAAUUCCUGUUAUAAUU